Molecule: messenger RNA, 1851 nt
Organism: Debaryomyces hansenii CBS767
Lineage: Eukaryota; Fungi; Ascomycota; Pichiomycetes; Serinales; Debaryomycetaceae
Gene: MSC7
Product: meiotic recombination directing protein
Exons: 1
Coding region: 1-1851 (616 amino acids)
Molecular function (GO): aldehyde dehydrogenase (NAD+) activity
Source: RefSeq, a predicted model, not a curated record
AUGAUCGCUAUUGACCUUAAAUUCGAAGAAUGGCAAUGGCAAUAUCAGAUAUCUACCACGUUCUUUGUAUUUGGAAUUUUGCCAACGUUAUAUUACAUAUAUGCGAAAUAUAUAACAUCUAGGCCAAACAAAUACAAUAAGCUUGAAGAGCCACUAAAAAUAGAGAUUCCUAUACCAGAUGAAGCCAAAGCCCAUUGGAAAGGUAAGAGAUUAUAUCCACCAAAUCUUUCAAUAAGAAUACCAAAUGAACCAAACAAAAUCCAAAGCUACUGCCCAGCAACCAGCCAAUACUUAGGUACAUUCACUGCUACUACGAAGGAAGAAAUGAAUCAGCAAAUUGUUAAGGCUAAAGCAGCACAAAAGGUAUGGGCCAAGUCAACAUUUAGUCUUAGAAGACAGCUUUUAAAGACUCUCAGUAGAUUUAUCAUUGACCACCAAGAAGAUAUUGCUCGGGUUGCAUGUCGUGAUAGUGGAAAGACUAAAUUAGAUGCUCUGAUGGGAGAAAUUAUGGUUACGUUAGAAAAAUUGAAUUGGAUCAUUGCAAAUGGAGAGAAAGCAUUGAGACCGUCCCAGCGCCCAGGUCCAUCUAACUUGUUAAUUGGGUUGAUGAAGAAUGGAGAAGUGAGAUAUGAACCAUUGGGGGUUGUUGCUGCUUUAAUUUCAUGGAAUUACCCGUUCCAUAAUUUAAUGGGACCAGUAAUUGCGUCUCUAUUUACUGGUAAUGCAAUUGUUAUUAAAUGUUCGGAGCAAGUAUUGUGGUCAUCAACUUGGUUUGUAGACUUAGUAAAAACGGUUUUAAAACUGUUAAAUAUAAAUGAAGACUUAAUUCAGUUAUGCUGCUGUUAUCCUGAAGAUGCUGACUAUUUGACAUCCCACCCUGGCUUAUCGCAUAUUACUUUUAUUGGCUCAAAGAAUGUUGCGCAUAAGGUUGUCGAAUCUGCUGCCAAAGAACUUACUCCUUGUGUUGUUGAAUUGGGAGGAAAGGAUUCCUUGAUCGUUUUAGAUGAUGUUGUUGACUUGAAAGCUUUAUCAUCUGUUAUUAUGCGAGGUACCUUCCAAAGCGUUGGCCAAAAUUGUAUUGGCAUUGAAAGAGUGAUUUGUUUACCCAAAGCAUACGAGACUUUAGUUGAAAUAUUGUCAGAAAGAAUUGGGCAUUUGCGUCUCGGGUCAGAUAUAGAUCAACUUGACGAAAUAGAUCUAGGAGCAAUGAUUUCGGAUAACAGAUUCCAACAUUUAGAAGAUUUGAUUUCUGAUGCAGUAAGUAAGGGCGCACGCUUAAUCCAUGGGGGAAAACCUUAUCAGCACCCAAACUAUCCCCAGGGCCAUUAUUUCGAGCCAACAUUAUUGGCUGAUGUUGACAAGUCUAUGAAAAUCUUCCAAGAGGAAGUAUUUGGUCCAAUUUUAACAAUGAUUAAGGCAACUGAUGCUGAUGAAGCAGUUGCCAUAUCAAAUGCAACAGAAUUUGGUCUUGGAAACUCUAUAUUUGGCAAGAACUUCCAUCAAUGUAAUGAGAUUGCUAAUAGCUUGGAGAGUGGUAAUGUUGCGAUUAAUGAUUUUGCUACAUAUUACGUGGCACAAUUGCCAUUCGGAGGUAUCAAGAAAUCAGGGUAUGGUAAGUUUGGAGGCGAAGAAGGUCUUACAGGAUUAUGUGUAGCCAAGUCAAUAGUGAUGGAUAAACCAAUAUUGAGAAUGUUAGGAAUAGCAACCAGUAUCCCACCUGAAAUCGACUAUCCUAUCAACAGCGAUAAGAAGGCGUGGGGAUUUGUCAGUGCAUUAAAUACCGCUGGGUAUGAUAAUAGAUUGUGGGAAAUUAUUAAAGCAUUUAAAAAAUUAGCUAAAGGCGGCGCUUAG